Rattus norvegicus (Norway rat) is the source of this 6884-nucleotide messenger RNA. The record is from RefSeq and is a predicted model, not a curated record. Lineage: Eukaryota; Metazoa; Chordata; Mammalia; Rodentia; Muridae.
GGGGCGCGGGGAAGGGGAGGCUGGCGCUGUCGGAAGCCAAAGGCUUUGGCCUCCCUGAGGGAGUCGCUUUCCCGGCUCGGGUCGGAUCAAUGGGCUGUAAUUAUACCGCGCCAGGCCGGGAGCCGGUGGGGAGGGAGCGGGAGCUGACAGGAGGGAGCCAGCAGGCGGGGGCGCGGGCCGCCCGGACCCACGUUACUUUGAUUGACAGCCAGAGCAGAGAGUGGCGCGCGGGAGCUUCUGGGAUACGUAGUUUUUUCCCGGUCCAGAUUGCUUGUUCGUAAUAGCAAUGUUCAGUCUAGUAAACUGAGGCACGUCCGGCACCUUCAACCUCCCAACUCCCUGUAAGCCCAUUCCACCUCCUCAUGUGAUUUAAUGGGUCAAACGAAAUAAGCUUGGGAAGUUAGCGGGGACAAAAAUCAAAUCGCAGCCAUUCCGUAAGCGGCCAAGGUGCCUUCUUUGCCUCAGUUUACCUAUCUCAGAAACAGGCCGAAGGAAGCUUUGGUUGCCGAGCCUUGGCAAGGGACUUAUUUUUAUUUUUUUAAUAUAGAAUAUUUUGAGACAGGAGUCUACGUAGCUUCGACUUCACAACGAACCUCCUGCCUCAGCUUCUCAAGUGCUGGGAUACCAGGAACCCGCCACCACGGUCGGCUUCAAGGGGCUUUUGCUUUUAAAAGAGGAUCAUGAUCCUCAGGGACCACCACGCGGGGCCCCACUCACGGGGAGGGGGAGGAGUUGCACGCCCCAGCCCCAUUGGGACCUUUCCUAUUGGUCUAUCCCAGACCACUGCCUCCUGCUAUUGGCUGCCGGGUACCCAGAGCUCACUGGCCAGCGCUUCUGGUGACGUCAGAGACCCAUGUGGGAGCUUCGGGAGCUGAAUGGCUGGCAUACCUGACCAACCACGGAGGAGAUAGUCGGGUCCCUGGGCAGCGGGGCGGCUAGUCUGAUUUAAGGUGGUCCGAGAAGUCCCGGCUCCGAGUAGCAGCUUUUUCCUUUUUCUGUUUUUUUUUAUUUGCACAGCGCAGAACUGCGGAGCCUGUGUGCACGGAAGCAGGGGCGCACUUUGAGGCGCUGAACCUCACUUUGCAAAGUGGAGGAUCCUGGAUCAGGCUGAAUGGGAAAAGUGGCUCAGGAGGGUGGGAAAUUCUGAGGGUACUCCCCACUUCACCACUUCAGGUGUGGUGUCUGUACACUCCAGGGGUGGGGUUCAGGCUGUCCCAAAGGAAACCCCAGAUCAUCUCCUCUGCUUCUAUGGAGGCUCAGAGGCUGUGGCUUCCCAGGCCGGACAACAGAGGGACAGUGACCCUCUCUUCCAGGAGCCCCCUUGGGUCCCAAAACCAGGCUUGACCCCCUCCGGGGAGGGCUCCCUUUGGCCUUGGGUUCCUUCACAGCUGGCCUUCUGUGGAAAGGUUGCAGCGGGCGGUCUUGGGCUGAUUUUUUAAUGAGAUGGAGGUAGCCUUGGGGAGAGGGAAUUCCAGGAAGAGAGCUCCAGAGAGUCCCAACUCAAAUUAGGUCAUUCACCUAGGAAGCACAAGACCCUGGGUUCGGUCCCCAGCUCCGAAAAAUAGAACCAAAAAAAAAUUAGGUCAUUCAAUCAUGAUUGGGUACCUGGAGCAGGGUAGAGGGUGUGGCCAGCACAAAUAAUGCCAAGAGGGAAUGUGUCCCCUGAUAAUAGGAAACCAGGGGAGAUUGUACAAAGUUAGUGAACCAACGAGGCUGAGGAUCACUAGCAGGAUGGGUGUUGCGUGGGACAUGGGGGCGGGGUUGGUCUGAGCAAAACUUGGCAGUGUAAGCACAGAUGAGAGCAGCCUGUGUUAGAUUGGGAGACGCUACCAAUAGCGAACAAGCUUGAUUUGGGGAGAUGGAGAGGGUUGGUAAAGGCGAUGGUGCAGGGAGAGGAGAUUGAGGGUCCCAGGGCCUCUGGGGAUCAGAAGUUCUCAGACACCAAAAGCUUGUGGGACAGGAGUGUGCUAGAAUUUCUGGUGUGAUCCUCUGUCUGCAAGGAAAAAAAUGAUCAGUUAAACAGCAAAGCGGAAACUAGGACUAGUAAGAUGCCAUGCUCCUCGGAGCAGGUGCUGAGAGAUGCAUCAGGGCAUCAGGACCGACCUUUGCAGGGGAGAAUAUGAGUGGUCAGAACCGGAAAGAAUGUUACAUGUAUCCUUAAGGCUGGACAAUGCCUACGAUGCUACAGACCAUGGUGGUCCAGAUACUGAGAGGGCUCCACCCCUGGCCAUGGCUCCAACCACUCACUGGGGGAUCUAGGCUGGGGAAUGGGGUAGGCAAUGGGGGGGUCUACAAUGCCAGCCUUACUGAGCACUCUCCCACACAUAUGUCACCAGUGGCUCAUGUUUUUACUGCCAUCGAUUAUCUAAAUCCUUGCUUUGUUCAGACAGCUCCUGGCCAGCCAGCUGUGAUCUUGGCUGGUCUGUGCCUCAUUUCCCAGAGUCUGAUCAGAGAGAGCUUUCUGUCCUUUUAUCAUGGAAGUCCUAGGUUUCAGCUUGAAUCCUCCUGCUGUAGAGCACUGGCCAUGAGUCUCAUAAAGGCCCCUGUCCUCUGUAGUUGAAUAGCUGCCCACAGAGAUCCAAACUUAAUAUGGAUGUGAGGUCUUCCCCCAUGAUUGUUGCCCACUGAUUCCCAGUGCAUAGUAGUUCACAGUAGCAGCAGCCAUUUAAAAAAAAAAGAUUUAUUUAUUUAUUAGAAGUACACUGUAGCUGUCUUCAGACACAGCAGAAGAGGGCAUCGAGAUCCCAUUACAGAUGGUUGUGAGCCACCUGUGGUCUCUGGGAAUUGAACUCAGGAUCUCUGGAAGAGCAGUCAGUGUUCUUAACCUCUGAGCCAUCUCUCCAGCCUGCAGGCAUACAUUUAUUGUUGAUUUAAUUAUGGACCAGAGCUCAGGUUUCUUUCCUUUUUUUUUCCCCUUCCUGAGACAAGGUUUCUCUGGGUAGAACCUGGCUGUCCUGAAACUUGCUCUGUAGAUAUCUUAGGGUUUUACUGCUGUGAACAGACACCAUGACCAAGGCAAUUAUAAGGACAACAUUUAAUUGGAGCUGGCUGACAGGUUCAGAGAUUCAGUUCAUUAUCAUGGAGACUGGUGCACGGCAGCCUCCAGGCAGGAGUAGUGCAGGAGGAGCUGAGGGUUCGGUCUUCUUCUGAAGGGCCUAGGACAAGACUGACUCGAAUGCAGUGGGCGGAGCUUCAAAGCCCACCCCCACAGUGAUAGCUUCCUCCAACGAGACCACGCCUACUCAAACAAGGCCACACCUCUAAAUGGUGCCACUCCCUGGGCGGGCAUAUUCAAACCACCACAGUAGAUCAAGCUGGCCUGAAACUCACAGAGAUCAGCCUGCCUCUGCUUUUCAAGGGCUGAGAUUAAAGGCACAGGCCACCACUUUCCUUUUCUGAGGUUUCUUUAUGUAAAAUAGGAUAAAGAUCUGUCUUGUCUUGCCAGAACUUUACCAGAGUUGGAAACAACUGUGAGUGGUCCCCUGGUGACAAGUGGCUUCUCAACUCUGGGGGACACACUUAAACUUGAUGUGGUAGGAGGUGGACCAGAUGGCUUACGGAGGCCUAUUGUCCCAACUACUACUGGGACUGAGGAUAGGAGGAUUCCAAGCUCAGGUUUUGCGGGGGUAAUUUAGCAAGACCUCGCCUCCAAAAGUAAAAGGGGCUGGGGGCUUAGUCAAGGGUGGAGUCCCCAAUCCCUAGUGAGAGAUUGGGGGGCUGGUCAUGGGUGGCGCCCCGCCUAGACUUCCGCAGGGAAAGACUGGGUGCGUGGUCAGCGGUAGAGCCCUUCCCUAGACUCUCCCAGUGAGUGGGGGGCGUGGUCAGUGGUAGAACCCCUAAGGAAGAUUUUCUAGUGUUUAGGUUCAAAAUACACAGAGCUGAGGUCCUAUGCACUAAAUUUGGGGAGUCUGACCCUUUAGGAGCCCAGUCAGGUAGAGAAGGCCACCCAGUUGACUGGUGAUAGCAGUGGCACGCGAGUCUGUCCUGGACUCUGAGCCUGGCCAAGCAGCCCUGGGUUCUGUCCUGGAUCUCUCCAGAGUCGGGCAGCAUUGGCUGACAAGCAUAGCCUGGGUCUGCCCUUCCUGGGACAGUGGGGGUGGGGCGAGAACACUAGGAUCGAACCCAAGCCUCAGUUUCCCCAGCGGGUCUUAGAGUCGAAGAAGCAGAGCAGGCGGGGGCGGCGGUGCCACCUUAAGGCGGGUCCCGCCCGCGGCUCCCAGCCGAGCCCCGCGGAGGGAGGCGGCUCCGCAGCCACCGAGGCCACCAGCGCCGACCCCGGGCGGCGGCCACGGACCUGCGGCGCUGACUGCAGCUGCCCCUGGGCUGGACAACCCGGGACGCGCUGGCUGGAGCUCCACCUCUGCACCCCAGCUCCCCUUUGCCACAUCCUCAAGCCUCCACGAAGCUGGGGGACCCUUUUCUCACCUAUCCAUCAGCAGGAUGUACCCCCAGGGAAGGCACCCGACCCCGCUGCAGUCUGGCCAACCUUUCAAGUUCUCAGUCCUGGAAAUCUGUGACCGGAUCAAAGAGGAAUUUCAGUUUCUCCAAGCUCAAUACCACAGCCUUAAGCUAGAGUGUGAGAAGCUGGCCAGCGAGAAGACAGAAAUGCAAAGGCAUUAUGUGAUGGCUGCACCCCAUCAGUGUCCCCAGGGUGGCACCAGCUGUCCACACUGGCCAAGACUGUCUCCUUUGCAGUACUAUGAGAUGUCCUACGGACUCAACAUUGAGAUGCACAAACAGGCUGAGAUCGUGAAGCGCCUCAGUGCAAUCUGUGCCCAGAUGGUCCCAUUCCUCACUCAGGAGCAUCAGCAGCAGGUGCUCCAGGCUGUGGACCGAGCCAAGCAGGUGACCGUGGGGGAACUGAACAACCUCUUGGGGCAGCAGAAUCAGCUCCAGCCGCUGUCCCAUGCACCCCCUGUGCCUCUCACCCCACGCCCAGCUGGCCUGGUGGGUGCCGGGGCCACUGGGCUGCUGGCCCUCUCUGGGGCGCUGGCUGCGCAGGCCCAGCUGGUGGCUGCUGUUAAGGAAGACCGUGUGGGUGUGGACACCGAGGGGUCCAGAGUGGACAGAGCUGCCAGCAGGAGUUCAUCCCCCUCACCCCCUGAGAGUCUGGCAGAAGAGGAGCAUCCUAGCAGCCGAGACAGUAACGGGAAGCAGCAGAGAGCCGAAGACAAGAAUAUGUCAGGGCCUUAUGACAGUGAGGAAGACAAGAGUGACUAUAACCUGGUAGUGGAUGAGGACCAACCGUCAGAGCCCCCCAGCCCUGCGACCACCCCCUGUGGGAAGGCGCCCCUCUGCAUCCCUGCCCGCAGGGACCUCACGGACAGUCCAGCCUCCCUGGCUUCCAGCUUGGGCUCACCACUCCCCAGAAGCAAAGACCUAGCCCUGAACGAUCUCUCCACAGGUACUCCCGCCUCUGGGUCAUGUGGUCCCUCUCCACCCCAGGACUCGUCCACCCCAGGGCCCAGCUCAGCCAGUCACCUCUGCCAGCUGGCUACUCAGCCGGCACCGCCCACAGACAGCAUUGCCCUGAGGAGUCCCCUGACCCUGUCCAGCCCUUUCACCUCGUCCUUCAGCCUGGGCUCCCACAGCACCCUCAAUGGGGACCUCUCCAUGCCUGGCUCCUAUGUCAGCCUCCACCUGUCCCCCCAGGUCAGCAGCUCUGUGGUGUACGGAUGCUCACCUCUGAUGGCAUUUGAGUCGCACCCCCAUCUCCGAGGCUCGUCCAUCUCCUUGCCUAGCAUCCCGGGGGCUAAGCCGGCUUACUCCUUCCACGUGUCUGCGGAUGGACAGAUGCAACCGGUGCCCUUCCCAUCGGAUGCACUGGUAGGCACUGGCAUCCCUCGCCACGCGAGGCAGCUGCACACACUGGCCCAUGGUGAGGUGGUGUGUGCCGUCACCAUCAGCAGCUCCACGCAGCACGUGUACACGGGCGGCAAAGGCUGCGUGAAGGUUUGGGACGUGGGCCAGCCGGGCAGCAAGACACCUGUGGCACAGCUGGAUUGCCUGAACCGGGACAACUACAUUCGCUCCUGCAAGCUGCUGCCUGACGGGCAGAGCCUGAUCGUGGGUGGCGAGGCCAGUACCCUGUCCAUUUGGGACCUGGCAGCACCCACACCACGCAUCAAAGCAGAGCUGACCUCGUCCGCCCCCGCCUGUUACGCGCUGGCCAUCAGCCCGGAUGCCAAGGUCUGCUUCUCCUGCUGCAGCGACGGUAACAUCGUGGUCUGGGACCUGCAGAACCAGGCCAUGGUCAGACAGUUCCAGGGCCACACGGACGGGGCCAGCUGCAUUGACAUAUCAGACUACGGGACCCGGCUGUGGACUGGGGGCCUGGACAACACCGUGCGCUGCUGGGAUCUGCGCGAGGGCCGCCAGCUGCAGCAACAUGACUUCAGUUCCCAGAUCUUCUCGUUGGGCCACUGUCCCAGUCAGGACUGGCUGGCCGUGGGGAUGGAAAGCAGCCACGUGGAGGUCCUGCAUGUGCGCAAGCCUGAGAAGUACCAGCUCCGCCUGCACGAGAGCUGCGUGCUGUCGCUCAAGUUCGCUUCCUGCGGACGCUGGUUUGUGAGCACAGGCAAGGAUAACCUGCUCAAUGCCUGGAGGACACCCUAUGGGGCCAGCAUUUUCCAGUCCAAAGAGUCUUCUUCCGUGUUGAGCUGCGACAUCUCCAGGAACAACAAGUACAUUGUGACAGGCUCAGGGGACAAGAAGGCCACUGUGUAUGAGGUGGUGUACUGAACCAUGUGCUGCCUUUUCAAGCCACCUGCCCUGGAUGGCAGGCCACUCGGGACAUGGGUCCCUUUGCCCACACUUGGCUUGCUCCCUCCCGGAUGGGUGGGACUGGGGGCACUGGGGAAAUAUAAGAUUAUUUAUCAACUUGC